AUGGAUCCCGCCACUACCAAGGUCAUACUUGGGCUCCAUCGCGAGGACCUGAACGCCGCCCUUCAGAGCCUGUCCAAGACCAGCCCUGACGACCGCGAAGGGGCCGCUUUCGCCGCGUUCCGCAAUCAGCUACUAGGGGAGUGGAACAAGUUACACGAUGCAGUCUUUACGCUCAUCAUCGUUCGGGAGGACAGCGCUGUCCGAGAGGCCUUUACGCAGCACUCGAGUGAAGCGCAGCAGGUUGAUCGUAACUACGAGAUGGCUUGCAAGUUUGCAGGUCUGCCGGUGCCUCAACGCCCUGCGGUAACGAACGAUCACGGAACACACAGAAUCGCAGCAGACAAGCAGAUCGAAGACGUAAACGGCAAGACGCUCGCUCAAGAAGCUUCCCGCUUCAGUUCCGUUGGGACGCAAACCGCACCUACCAAAACCAAGCCUCCUGCCGGAAAUAGCUGGUGGCCCGCCUUGUCACUGAACAGUUUCAAGCGUGCGCGCGUUGAUGAUGCGGAUAAUGAAGACAAAAACUCACCUACACCAUCUACGCAUGAACCUACACUCAAGAAACGGGCUGCCUACGACGAGCCAGCAACACUUAGGGAGGAAUAUGACGGGCGAACCAAGCGAAUCAAGCUUGGGCCAGAGGCCUGCACUACUCCUACCAAUGCUACCGCCAAUGUCGCCUCGCCAAACACCAUUGGUCUCUGUCAGGCCGAUAUGGACGUGAAGAAGCUCAUGGAUGUGGCUAAGGAGAAGCAAUGGCAGACUUGCCCUAAUUGCAACGAGAUGGUAGAGCUCAAGGGUGGCUGUCUUCACAUCACGUACAUGCCGCUGCCAACACCACUUCUGCUACCGGUGCCAGGCGCCAUGGCGUACAUGCAAUUGCGGAAAGAAUGCGCGCCGCAUUGCUGA
Alternaria arbusti is the source of this 909-nucleotide messenger RNA. RefSeq lists its product as uncharacterized. The transcript is spliced from 4 exons. Lineage: Eukaryota; Fungi; Ascomycota; Dothideomycetes; Pleosporales; Pleosporaceae. Bases 1 to 909 code for a protein of 302 amino acids. The record is from RefSeq and is a predicted model, not a curated record.